GGAAGGGGCCACCAACAGCACAAAUCACGACCUUUUCCACCUCAGAUAUCUUACCCUCACGACUUCUUUGCCCUCUUGAAAAUAUCGUCGCUAUUUUCUUUGGCUCUUUAGCUUUCUUCAGAGCGUAUUUUUGUUUGCUCUGGCUAUCGCGCAGACCCGUCCUGUCUGCUCUCAAAUUUGACGUCUUAUUUGGUAUUGGCAACAGCAAGGCCCGUUUCUCUCAGCUCAGGUCUCUUUCGGUCUCGCUCACUCACACUCACCACUCACCACUCACACAACCUCUGGCUCUCACUCUCAGCUCUCAGUCGGGUGGUCCAAGUCAAGUCAAACCACCACAUCACCACUUACUUGCAUCAAACCCGGUUUUUUUGCCAGCACCUUCACAUUCAACCUCCUUCCCCCUACCGACAGCCUCUUACUCCCAUCCGUCAAAUCUACGACGGGACAAGGGUUCGCUAGCUCUUCAUUCACAUCAUAUCAAUAUUCAGAGCAGUCGUCUCCCGUCUCAUUGAAUGACUUCUCGGCUUUCUCCGCCAUCUUAUUGCGGCUCCCCUUCUACCCCCGAAUCAUCUACACAUCCGUCUCCGUAAGCCAGGUCACCUCUUCACCUGUUCUUACUUGGACUGCACCAUCACAUAACCGCUGCUCUUACAGAUAUGGACCAGCGCUCUCGCGGUGGCCGUCCGAAUCGCCGGAAAACUCUUCCCACUUCCAGCAUCCAGUCUGAUACCAGCGCAGGCGGCGAGUCAAACUCGAGCAUCAUGACGCGCUCUCCUCCUGUUGCUGCCUCCCGCACUCCUCAGACGGCACCUCAAAAUCGCCGCAACGCAAAGCCCAUUCCUAUGAAUAACCCCUUCAGUGUUCGCUCAUCUCCCAGCACGGGCGGAUCCGGUCCUGGCCCUGGCAAGGCUCUUAGAAAGAGAUCUCGCACCAGCGGCUUUGACGGGCCCGCCGAUGAAGAAGACGAGACUUACCGCAAGGGCCCUCACACUUUGAGAAAGCGUGCGAAAAUCGACUACUCCGCCGCAGACUUUGAGGAUGAGCUGCCCGAGAUCGCAAUCCCGGCUCCUCGCACUGCUACCCGUAAGAAGCGGGCUGACAGUGAAGUCGUCGACGAGGAGUACUACACGCCCACGGCACAGAAGCGCCGCGCCAACUCGAGAGAAUUUUCCGUCGCCAGCAUUACCGCUGCUCGUCGUCGGACCCCGGCCCGGAAGAACGUCGUCGAACAGCAAUCCUUCUACUCUCAGCAAUCAGACGAGGAUAUUGUCAAGGACACUAUUGAAGUGGUGGGCGAUUCUUCUGACCUCAUCAGCUCUGAUGAUGCAUCUGACCAUGAUGACAAUGACAAGGACAUUUCCGGUCACGCCUCCCUUCCAGAAAACCAUGACCAGCUCUCGUCACCCAUCCAGCGCAAGACUCAGGUAAUACUUCAAUUGGCAUCUCCCAUCAGCCAUCAGAUCAUCAAGCAGGAUGAGAGUCAAUCGAGCCAAGCACAAACCGUUCCCGGCGACAUUGUUACCGCCGCGGAUGAGGUAUCAGGCCCUAUCAUCGCUCACCCUCAGCCCAUCCGCGUCAAUCAAGUCACCAUUAUCGGAAACACUGGCCCGCGCCCAGACACCGAGGCGACAACAGUUCAUCAUGGCCACUUCGUCGAGGAUUAUUCUAUCCAGCCCAAGAGAGAGGCCAGUUCUCCCGUGCGGCCUACCGAAAGUGUACCGCAGAGAACGGCUCUACCGGAGAUGGCUGAGCCGGCAGUCAACGCCGACUCUGCAGUUGUCUCCGGUACUCAGGAAAAUUCCGCACCAGCCGUUGCUCAGAUUUUCAACGCCACCAACAACAUCGACCAUGUCAACGUCGCACAGCCGAUUGAAGAACCACGAGAGUCUAUCGCCGAAGUGUCAACAGAGGACACAAAGGUAAAUGGUCAUAUCGAAGCGACCGAAAAUAAGCUUCCGCCUCAAGAGGAGCCAUCAGAUACACAGCCCACCGCCCCUUCACAAGAUGUCGACGUCUCUGCAUCAUUCACAACUCAGUCCGAGGAUUUAUCCCGGCCCCAAGACGAGAUGGACGUUGACGUUGUAGAGGAACCCGAUGCAGAAAUGCAGGACGAUGUUGCUGCUCCUGAACCCGUUGCUGUUCCCGAACCCAAAGCAGCAUCCCCGCAACCCCAACCCGCCGCUCCUGAGGCGAAAAAGAAGCGCUAUCCGUGGUCCCACCUUACACCUUACAUUGAUGGCGAAUAUGUCACCCACUCCAUCUACCCGGUCGCUGUCGAGGCAUCUGCGCCCACCUCAAAUGCCGACGCCGCUGAAACUUCCGGCGAGCGAGAGAUUGCUGAAGAGACGCCCGAGAAUGCCAAUGCGAAUGCCCAUGGUCAGGGUGCUGAAGCAGACGCAGAAGACGGUGCCAAUGCCGAUGCAGACGGCGAAGUUGACGACACUGAGCGCGAUGCCGAUCACGACGAGGAUCUCGCACCCGACAGCCAAGGCCAGCAACUUUCCCAAGGGUCCGCUUACAACUCGGCUGCCCCGACUCCCGCACUUACGCCCCGCCAAGGGUCGCCUGUUGUACCCUCAGCCGCAACUGGAACUAGCACGCCGGCCUUGAUGCCGAAGCAACGCUUCAGAAAACAGUACAGGUUUAAAAAGGUCAGAGACCCUGCCGAAUUCCUAGCCUUCUUAAAGGACUCUGAGGACCUCCCCCAGGAGGAGCUCUGGGACCUUCUGGCUCAGGCCAAUGAGUGCCUCCUUGCCUAUCAAGAGGAGUACAAAGAGUGCAGCAGGGUCGUAGAUGAUCAAGAGAAUGCCCAGCGUCGCGCCAUUCAGGAUGCCGCCUACGAAAAGAAGACUGCCGACUUGAACGCCUUUGCCAAGGUAGACUCAUACAUCGAAAAGGAGUUUGAGGUGCAGGGCUCCCGAGCCACGAUCAAGGAGAAAGACGCCGGAAUUCUCGAGCAACGCUUGCAAGACAGGAUCAUGGCCGCCACGUAUCACUUCGAGUACGAUCCUCACCCCAACAAAGUCGGCAACCAAGAUCCCGGCGCUCAGAAGGGUGGUGGAGGCGAAGGUGUUCGCCAACUUCGAAGCCAGCCGCAAGCAAGCGCCAAGGCUGCCGAGGGCGACGGAGUCAUCGUCUCUGGCAAGAGAACUCGCAACCCCCCGAAGUUGUUUGACGGCGUGUUACAGGACGACCACCGUGCAGCAACUCCGGGAAGCAUCAAGCCGGGCCCGAAGAAGCGCGGCAGGGCUGCUGCCGCAGAAAAAGCGGCUUCAGCUCAAGACCCCGAAGAGGAGCCCGAGCCUGAGCCACAAACAGUUUCACCUGCCAAGCCCGGCCCCAAGAAGAGAGGGCCGAGGGGUAGGAAGUCUGCCGUUGUGGUCUCGGAGCCGAAUUCGCCUGCUCCCGAAGAAGAGGCCAUCGCCCCGCCACCGGAGCCAGAGCAGGUACAGCCUCCCAAGCGCAAGCGUGGUAGACAACCAAAAUCGGCUGCCAUUGUCGAGGAAGAGCCAGAGGAGCCCGAGAAACCGACCCCCAAGAGAGGUCGCGCAGCGCAGCGAAAGAGCAACGGCCAUGUUGCUGUUGUUGCACCCGAGACAACCGACGAAUCCCGCCCUACCUCAGCAUCAUCUAUGGCCACUAUCUCGGAUGCCGGGUCUACCUACGGACUGCGCCAGAAGAAGCGUCAGCGAAAUUGGCAGGACGAGGAGGAAGUCGAUGAGGAAGAAGUGGAGGCCGAACCCCAGCCUAAGAAGGCUCGCAUCAUCCGCAUCAACAGAAAGCAAAGCGCACCGGAGCUCGCAUCCAAAGAGACGCUGGGCGAACAUAUUCUCGCUGAUAUACACCGUUUCGCCGCGACUCUCGAUGCAGCCGAGUCCCCUCAGUCCCGGAUGAUAGUGUCAUUCAAGCUGAUUAACAAUGGCUCAAGAUGGACCAUCAAGCCCCCAGCCUCACCGCGCCAAACAUCUACCGACGUCAGCGAGUACAACCUGUCGACCCCUCGACCAGCGCCAGUGUCUGCACCUACCUCGGCCAAGUCAUCGGCCCCGCCUAGCCAGGCUGAAGGGGAGGAGAAGGAUUACUCCACCAUGACCAAGUCAGAGAAGAUGUCGGCCUCGAUGAAAAAACGAUGGCUCAAUGGCAGCAUGCAAGGCGCUGUCAAUAAAAGAAAGGCCACUCUCGCUGCGAAGAAGGCAGCAGCUGCCGCGGCCGAGGCUGAUGCGGCCCGAAUCGCUCAGCAAAAGGCGAUGCAACUCCAGCAAUCUGGACAACCGGCACCUUUCCCCAUGGGACAGGGACAGUAACGAACCCAAACACAACUACACACGUCCGUCAGAAACGGCACGUUUGACUACCACGCAGAGCAGGAUGAUGACCUAUACGGAUCACAUCGAAAAAAACACAACCGCAAAAGGUCACGAGACCCACGAAUAUCAUUACCAGCAUCAUGUGCUUCUCAGAGCAACUAUUUUCCAGUCUUCUACGAUCAGCAUUGUAUACCCAUUCGCAUGACGAAAGUCGCAUCCGGAUGGCAGUGGACGUGUUCGGGCACACGAAUACGCAAAAAGCCCGCACGCCGAUACACACCUAAUUCAGUUUUCUUGUUCGAGUACACAUAUCGGGAGAGGCACCUUGAGAGAUGAUCUCUCCUACAUCAGCAUCGGGAAGCGAGGGCAUCCGACUUUUUCCCAUUUUUCGAUUCGAGUGUUGGAAACCAAAAAAGAGGAGAGAGCGUAUGGAUCUUUGCAUUGAUGGAUUGACGGAACGGCACACCGACCUCGGCUCUCAUAAUCGACUGAGAAGUCUCACAGUGCCGCCGUCUCCGUCACUUUUUCUUUUUGUCGAAUCUUUCUUCUUCGGCUUUUGUGUAUUUGCGCGAAACUUUUCUUGAUUUCAGACGACGAAUACGAAAUUUCGUCGAUUUGGCACCAGCUCGCUGAGGUGAGUGGUCUUUCGGAGGUGGCGCGUCAACGGAAGUGGAGAGUCAAGUCGUG
Colletotrichum scovillei is the source of this 4994-nucleotide messenger RNA. RefSeq lists its product as uncharacterized. The transcript has 2 exons. The coding region runs from base 657 to 4304 and encodes 1215 amino acids. The record is from RefSeq and is a predicted model, not a curated record. Lineage: Eukaryota; Fungi; Ascomycota; Sordariomycetes; Glomerellales; Glomerellaceae.